Messenger RNA from Solanum tuberosum (potato), 1010 nucleotides. Its product is annotated as myb-related protein Zm1-like. Bases 26 to 751 code for a protein of 241 amino acids. The record is from RefSeq and is a predicted model, not a curated record. The transcript is spliced from 3 exons. NCBI's taxonomy places the organism in Eukaryota, Viridiplantae, Streptophyta, Magnoliopsida, Solanales, Solanaceae.
AAAAGAGAGAAAUAUUGAUCGAUCGAUGGGAAAAGGGAGAGCAGCAUGCUGUGAUAAGAGUAAGGUGAAGAAGGGAGCAUGGAGUUGUGAAGAAGAUCUCCGUCUCAUAACUUUCAUUCAGAAGCAUGGUCACCAAAAUUGGCGAUCCCUCCCUAAACAAGCUGGAUUACUGAGGUGCGGAAAGAGUUGUCGUUUGAGGUGGAUUAAUUACUUAAGACCUGAUCUCAAGCGAGGAAAUUUCACCCCUCAAGAAGAGGACACUAUCAUCAAAUUGCACCAAUCUUUUGGAAACAAAUGGUCAAAAAUUGCUUCUCAUUUGCCUGGAAGAACAGAUAACGAGAUUAAAAAUGUAUGGAAUACACAUUUAAAGAAACGACGACUCAUACACAGUGAAGCAAAGUUAGAUGAUUCAUCAUGUGCCUAUAAUUCACCUUCAUCAACUUCAGUAUUGUCACAUGCCAAUACGAUAAUUCAUGAGAAAGAAGAAGCAAAAAGAUCUUGCUCUUCCUCCUAUAAUGCUUCAUCUAGUCUCUCCAACUUGAGCCAAGUUGAGAUCAUUUCAAGUCCAAAUAUUAAUCAUGUAGAUAUGGAUUGGAUAUUCCAAUUCAAUGAGGAGCCUAAUAAUUAUCUUGAGUUGACAAGGGUACUGCAAGAUGAUGGGAUAAUUGAAAUCCCAUUGGAAUGUGAUCAUGUUGAUAUUUGGGACAUGUUAGAUAUUAUGGACCCUCCACUCCAAACUGGACAUGAAUAAAGCAUCUCAGUCACUUUUUGAAAAUGAAUGCCAAAACUGGUUCACAUACUUUGAAAAUGAAUUAUUAGGUGUCGUGUGUCUAAGCCACACUACUACUAGUAAUUGUUACCAUCAACUGCACUAAUUAUGCAAUUAAAGUCCAACCUCUUACUAAGAAAUUUUGUGUCUCAUACAACUGUGGCAAUUGUCUGAGACACAAAAUAAUUGUUUGACUUUAAUAUAAUUACUAGUAUCUAUUAACUAGCUAGAGAUUAAUACA